AUGACUCGAUACGGGACCCACGUGCCACCAACUUUGGACAGUCCCUCCAAGCAGCUUAUGCUUGACCUUGUCCGGGAGCUCGAGCAAGUUCGGCUUUUCGAUGAGGACCUGAAGAAGGUCCAUGCCUACGAGCGAAAAUCCUACUACGAAAAUCUCGACCGCGUCGACCGCGAACGGGAAGCAAUCCACACCGCCGCUCUCGAUGAGGUUGCAGCUACCCGUACCCGUGUUCGCGAGGAAGCCGAAACAACUCUGAAGAAUCACAUCCUAGCCGAAGAGGAAGAACGCCUGCGUAAGGAGGCCGCGAUUCGCAAGGAGAAAGAACGCGUCGAACGUGAGAAGGCCGAGAAGGAGCGGCUCAAACGAGAGGCAGUUGAGCGCGCUGAGGCCGAGCGCAAAGCCAAGGAACAGGCCGCACAAAAGGCCAAAGAAGAGGCCGAAGCAAAAGAGGCUGAAGCCGAACGAGCACGCAAGGCCGCGCUUGAUGAGAAGCUUCGCCAGGAGCGCGAGCAAGCAGAUGCCACCAAGAAGAAGGAAGAGGAGGCUGCUCAGAAGGCCCAACAAGAGGCCGAGCAGCAGGCACAGUCCAAGCAGCAGCAGAGCCUCGGGGCUGGAACCCUCUCCCCUGAAGAAGUCCAAACUCACCAGCGCUAUGUGGAGCUUCACAAGACUCUGAAGGAGAUGCGCCUGUGGCUUUCUGGUAUGGCAAAGGGCGAACCCGCCCUCAAGAAGGCCAUGGGAGAUAUGCGCCGUUCUAUCAAAAAGUCCGUUGGACAACUUCGAAGUGGAACUGGAGCGAAUAAAAACCAGAUCAACCAGAUCAAAGGAGACCUUCAAAAUGCUUUGGCAUUCGCUCAGCCGACCGUCGACAUUGCCAAAUUCAUUGCCUUCCCGUCCCAAGAGCUGGCGACCGAGGAGAAUAAGGUGCCUGCUAUGCUGAUCUACGGUCUGAAUGUCUUCUCUAAGAGUUUGAUUUCCUCCCUUCUUGCAGAGGCAGCCAUCAAACAAUCACAUGCCGAACCAAUCGGGAUCAUCGCAGCUCAAAUCUUCUCCUUCGAUAUCUUCACCUACAAGGGACUCCACAUGUCUGAUAUUCUGUGGGCUAAGUACCGAGUCGUUUGCCCUGCUCUGUGGGGAUUUACCGGCAACGACAAGACCGAAGGAGGUCGCCGUACCCUAGGUUGGUGGCGCUUGCCUGAUACCAAAGACUGGAUCACCGAGCAAAACCACAUGGACCGCAUGACUGCCCUAGGCGCUGGAUUCGCUGCCAUCACCCUUCGCAAUUUCGGAAAGACGACCCGCCAAAACCCCUUCCCUAAUACUAUGUUCUGGACGACGAUGAGCAAGAUCCUGGCGAUUCCUCCCGCGGAAUUGCAGGAGACGCAGAUCGCCCUACUGGCUGCUCUGCUACGAUCGUCUGGCGAGCGGAUCAUGGGCUUCUUCGGGCAGUACGGCCUCGCCCUUAUGCACUACGCCAUCGUUGAGCUUCCGCGCAAAGUCCAGCGGGAGAGCAUGGCUCUGACGCAGCUGACUACACUCAAGGAGCUCUACAUGCGGGAGAAGAACAUUGCGAUUUGA
This is a messenger RNA of Penicillium soppii, 1578 nucleotides long. Its product is annotated as putative RNA export mediator Gle1. Gene Ontology annotation, molecular function: inositol hexakisphosphate binding; translation initiation factor binding; phospholipid binding. The transcript has a single exon. The coding region runs from base 1 to 1578 and encodes 525 amino acids. The record is from RefSeq and is a predicted model, not a curated record. Gene Ontology annotation, biological process: regulation of translational initiation; poly(A)+ mRNA export from nucleus; regulation of translational termination. Gene Ontology annotation, cellular component: cytoplasm; nuclear pore; nuclear pore cytoplasmic filaments. NCBI's taxonomy places the organism in Eukaryota, Fungi, Ascomycota, Eurotiomycetes, Eurotiales, Aspergillaceae.